AUGCACUCAUUAAAGGGAGUUACGCAGAAUUUGGACAACAGGGUGGAGUAUAAUGGGCUUCCAGAUGAGAGUUUUGUUGACUCACUAAUUAGUGAAACCUACAAUAUUGAAAGGCGAAGAAAAGGAUGUCCUGGCAAAAUUGUAAAGUACGAGGACGAUGUCAAUAGUAUGUAUUCUGCUAUUAACUCAUCUGACAAAUGUAGUGGAAAAUUAUGUGAGAGUGAAAAGGGUACCAUUGGUUGCCUGAGUUUUUCUUCCCCUAAGGAAGCUUCAACACAUCUUCCGCCGAAAACUAAGAACUGUAAAGACUCUUGCUGUGAAAAUGAGACGAGUAUUAUGAAGGAUAAAUGUCAAAUUGCUUGUUCUUCUACGGAGAAAGGUGCUGAGGUUGAAAGUGAGGUUAAUGCAAUUUUUGCUGCCAAUCUGUCUAUUAGCGUUCAAACCAAGAGUAGAUCAGAAUGUUCUUUUUCUGAUGAAAACCUUCCCUUGACAAAAAUGAAAAGAGAUGAUGAGCCUACGGGACAAGAUGGGUCUUUGCAAAAAAGAUCAAACGUCGCUUGCGCUACUCAUCUUGAACAAGCAUUGAAAGAAUAUAGUUUGUUAAUUGAAUUAGGUAAAUGUAUCUGUCGUGAAUUCAUACAUCGUCUAGACAGAUGUUGUGGGAUCGCCACUAAAAAUUCUAAGAAGCAACGAUUUAAGGGAAUUCACACAGCGCGAGAUGAAUGUGAUGACCCAAAGAAGUCAAGCUGUAGCAAAGUUUGUUGCGAAAAGGAAGUGAGCUCUGACCUAGGCAAUCCUUCAGAUUGUCCACUGAAGGAGAUUAAGCGUGAUAAUGACACUUCCUCUUUGAAGAAAAGAAAGAGAAAAAAGAUUGCAGACUUGGAGGAAGAAAGUGCUCGUCAACACGUUCGCCUCAAUGUGGCUGGCAUGACUUGUACUGGCUGUGCCAGAAAACUUUCUCGAGUUUUAGAAAAUAUUGAUGGUGUUUCAUCAAUUCAUGUAACCUUUGUCACUGGUGUUGCAGAUUUCGACUUUGACACUGAUGUGUGGGAUUUGAAAGAUAUCACAUCUCGUAUUCAGAAGGAGACUGGAUUCAAAAUUUCUACUAUUAAAAAAAAUUCACAAACCUUGGAUCUAAAAAUUGACCCUUUAAAGGUCAAAAUUUACGAGAAACUUGAAGGUCUAGUUCUAUCUGUUGAAAGGAUCAACAAGCUGGUUUAUCGAGUUUAUUACGAUCCAACCAUCAUUGGUGCAAGAGCAAUCGUAUCUCGCCUUCCCAGCUCAUCUCUCGCUGAACUAAGUAGUGAUUCAUCCUUGGUUGAUAAUAGAAAAAGGCUCUUGGGUAAGCUAUGGCAGACUAUUGCUUGUGCCAUAUUAACAAUUCCUGUUCUUGUUUUAGAAUUUUCUAAUACUUUGCCAUAUUCCAAGCGGUCUAUUAUCUCUCUUGUUCUCGGAACAUUAGUACAAAGCAUCGCAGUACCUGAAUUCUACAUCCCGGCAAUAAAAUCUUUGCUUUAUAGUCGAGUUCUUGAGAUGGACUUGUUGAUUGCUAUCAGUCUCACUGCAGCUUACGGCUAUUCUGUCAUUGCAUUUAUCUUGACGCAUGUGGGCUAUAAGUUGGAGACAGAAAGUUUCUUUGAGACUAGCACGUUGUUAAUCACCUUGGUAUUUUUUGGAAGAUUUUUGACCACGCUUACUAAAUUUAAGGUUGUAUCAGCCAUUUGUUUGCGUUCCUUUCAAGCUGAAGUUGCUAUACUACUUGAAUCAUCCGACAAAACAAGAGAGAUAGACGCUAGAUUGUUAGAGCUUGGCGAUGUAUUUAUUGUGCGAGCUCACUGUCGCGUCGUGACUGAUGGCGAAGUCAUCGGUGGUCAAAGUAUGGCCGAUGAGUCUAUGCUUACAGGCGAAAGAUUACCAGCUCCUAAAGUUGCCGGAGAUGUGGUCUUUGCUGGCACAAUUAAUGGCCCUGGCACACUAAAAGUUAAAGCAAGUCGUCUACCAGGUAAAAAUAGCGUCUCUGACAUUACUGACUUGGUGGAAAACGCAUUGGCCGAAAAGCCUCGCAUUCAAGAUGUAACUGAUGCAGUGGCGGGUUAUUUCAUACCUGUUAUAUUCACUGUUAGUCUUAUUGUCUUUAUUAUCUGGGUCGCUGUCAAUUUGAGGAUUCGAGACAAAAGCGCUGGUGGGGCCAUUGCGUCAGCGUUGACCUAUGGCAUCGCGGUAUUAGCUAUUUCUUGUCCGUGUGCUUUGGGACUUGCGGUCCCAAUGGUGUUAAUAGUUGCAGGCGGUGUCUCAGCGAGGAAAGGUGUUAUCAUCAGAAAAUCGAGCAUCUUGGAAAACGGCUGUCAGAUUACGGAUGUUGUAUUUGAUAAAACUGGGACUCUUACAAAAGAUGACUUGGAGGUUUGUAAGAAAAUGAUUUUUUCGAGCAACAUAGUAUCAGAAACUGAUGCUCUCUCGCUUGUAAAAGCAUUGACCAAAGACAAUGAGCAUCCUAUUUCAGCUGCUGUGUCUGCUUACUUGAACUUUAAUUUGAAGCUUUUCGAAGUGAAAGAAACUCAAUCUUUUCCAGGUUCUGGCAUUCAAUGUCGGUGGAAAGGAUUUGACAUAAAAUUUGGCAAUCCGUAUUGGUUGAAGGUUGACAAACAAGCUGAAGUUGCUGGAUUUUUAGAAGAGGGCUUUAGUCUUGUUUGUCUUAGCGUGGAGUGCGAGCUUGUCGCUAUUUUUUGUUUGAAAAGUAAUAUUCGUGAUGAUGCAACCACUGUCGUGGAGGAGCUUCAACGAAAAAAUAUAACUUGUCAUAUUUUAACUGGUGAUAAUCCACAAGUUGCUGAAGACGUUGCAAGAGCGGCUGGGAUUCUGUCCAGUAAUGUUCGUGCUCGAUGUUCUCCUUCUGGAAAACAGAUUUACGUAAAGAAUCUUAUUAAAAACAAUAGAAAAGUUCUCUUUUGCGGUGAUGGGACUAAUGAUGCAAUUGCUAUUGCGCAAUCACAUGUUGGAAUUCAAAUCGGUUCUGCUUCCGAUGUUACCAGAGCUACUGCUGAUGUUAUUUUAUUGGGAGGAUUGGAUGGCAUUCUCGAAUUUCUUUCUAUUUCUGAACGGUCGAUCCACAGAAUAAUUUUCAAUUUUGUUUGGUCUUUUGUCUAUAAUAUCUUCGCAAUUUUGCUUGCUUCUGGAGCAUUUGUGAAAUUCCACAUUGCUCCUGCAUAUGCCGGUAUAGGUGAAGUUGUUAGUGUCGCUCCAGUCAUCUUCGCAGCACUCAGUCUCUGGACAGGGUCGAAGAAGCAGAAGGUAUGA
Priceomyces carsonii is the source of this 3297-nucleotide messenger RNA. RefSeq names its product heavy metal translocating P-type ATPase. NCBI's taxonomy places the organism in Eukaryota, Fungi, Ascomycota, Pichiomycetes, Serinales, Debaryomycetaceae. Bases 1 to 3297 code for a protein of 1098 amino acids. Gene Ontology annotation, molecular function: ATP binding; P-type divalent copper transporter activity; ATP hydrolysis activity. Gene Ontology annotation, biological process: copper ion homeostasis; monoatomic cation transport. The record is from RefSeq and is a predicted model, not a curated record. The transcript has a single exon. Gene Ontology annotation, cellular component: membrane.